This is a messenger RNA of Bufo bufo (common toad), 3193 nucleotides long. It is a transcript of the gene GFRA2, whose product is annotated as GDNF family receptor alpha 2. Lineage: Eukaryota; Metazoa; Chordata; Amphibia; Anura; Bufonidae. Gene Ontology annotation, molecular function: signaling receptor activity. The record is from RefSeq and is a predicted model, not a curated record. Bases 359 to 1732 code for a protein of 457 amino acids. The transcript has 10 exons. Gene Ontology annotation, cellular component: external side of plasma membrane; signaling receptor complex. Gene Ontology annotation, biological process: nervous system development.
UAUAGCAUGCAGAUUAGGAUUAAGGACUAGAAUUGUCCGAAACAUGUCGAUGGGGGAUCCCUCCGGCUUCACAUGCUUCUGCUAUACUCCAAUAUUGCUUGGAUGACAUUUUUUAAAACAAUGGUUUUAUGAAGAGGAUUGUGCUGGACUUCAUUCACACUUUGCUGUUUUUGGAGACUUGGUUGAUCAUGCACAGUGAGGAGAUAAACCCUGCACUCAGCAUCUCUGCUCUCCUGGAUUCCCUGCCAUCAGCUCUUUUCAGGAUGUCUGAAAUAGGAUCCCGCACAUAGAGGGGACACUGCAGAGGGGCUGGAGAAGCAUCGGGGACAUCAGGGCUCCUGUCAGUAGGGUCUGGUCCAUGGGAGACAUGAAGAUGCUGCUGAGGGCUCCCCUCCAGUACAGCCUGCUCCUCCUGGCUCAGACCAGCCUCACUCUAUCUGGGUCUCCGUCGGCCUCCUGGCCUCACACAGACUGCAUCCAAGCGAAUGAGCAAUGCAUUAGCGACCAGUCCUGCAGCUCCCGACUCCGUACAUUGAGGCAGUGUCUAGGGGGGAGGGACCGUGAUGUCCUCCUAUCCAGCCAGGAAUGCAAGACUGCUCUGGAAGUGCUUCAGGAGAGUGCCCUUUAUAUGUGUCGCUGUCAAAGGGGAAUGAAGAAGGAGCUUCAAUGUCUUCAAGUUUACUGGGGGAUCCAUGCUGGUCUGACAGAUGGAGAUGAAUUUUAUGAAACGUCGCCAUAUGAACCAAUGACCUCCCGUUUAUCAGACAUCUUUCGCCUGGCAUCGAUCAACUCUGGCACAGAAGCAUCUAUCAUGAAGCAAAAUGCCUGCUUGGAUGCCGCUAAAUUCUGUAAUGUGAAUGAUACCUGUAAGAGAUUACGUUCCACUUUCAUUGCGGUAUGCAACACAGGAGACAAUGCUCCAUGCUUUCGUCGCAAGUGCCACAAGAGCCUACGUACUUUCAUGGAGCGUAUCCCUUCAAACCUGACCUACCCCCUUCUGUUUUGUCCCUGUGCGGACAAGCCUUGUGCUGAGAGACGCCGCCAAACUAUAGUCCCGAGCUGCUCCUUCAAUCUUCCUGAUGUUCCUAACUGCUUGGAGGUGUGGUCCACCUGUAGACAGGACCCAGUAUGCAGGUCCAGGUUGGCAGAUUUUGUGACUAACUGCCAGAGUUCCCCUCAGUCUGUGAGCGGCUGUGUGCGCGAUAACUAUGCGGCCUGUCUGGGGGCGUAUGCUGGGCUGAUCGGAUAUGAUGUGGCUCUGAACUUCCUGGACUCGGAUCCUCAUUCACUUUCCAUAGGACCCUUUUGCUCUUGUAGCGGAAGUGGUGACCAGGAAUCUAUGUGUGACCUGUACUUGAAGGAGUUUACACAGAACCGCUGCUUACGAAAUGCCAUUUAUGCUUUUGGCAAUGGUACAGAUAUUGUCCACAAGCAGAACAUCCCUCGACCUCCCCUCACCACCAUCUCUCCACGGAGUGAGAAAAGACACGUCCUUCCAGACAACCAGAGUGACAGUAACACACAGUACGAGAUGAACCCUGACAUCUGUGAUUCCAUCCCAGACAAGAAGAAUAACAGCUCACCCCACCUCAGGAUCUGUGUCUCUGAGUCACAGCUCAACGCGGAGCUUGUACCGGACCUAAGGAUAGAUGAAGGGCGCUCGGGGAUAUCUCGGCACCAUGCCAGCGUGCUGUCCACCCUCGUGGCGCUAUACUUCACCGCUCUCUUCUGAGAGGCUCUGACAUGGACUGAAAACCUGUAGAUAAUGACCCAACCAAACCUUCCAUAAAGAGGUUCAAGCCAGAAAGCUUGUGACACGCAGAAAGAAGAGCGGUGCUGAACUGAUACCCGCCGGGUGCUUGGACAUUACGGCUGCCUCUAGAUACAUAAGUUAUUGGUGGGUUAGAUACAACUAUGGGAUGUAAUAAGGAUCGGGGACCUCUCCUGACUUGUCUGUUUUAGUAAAUACUUGUACUGCCCAUGUAAUAACAAUGCUGAAGCAUCUUUUCUUAGACCUCUGUAUUGUGCCACGCCUCUGAUAUUCCUGGGUGUUACCAGUUGGGGGCGUGUCCCUGCACAGUCUGACACUGUCCAAUCAGUGCUGCCAGGGUUUCCUGGGUGUUACCAGUUGGAGGGGUGACCUUGACCAGUCUGACACAGUCCAGUUGUCUCCUCUAAUAUUCCUAGGUGUUACCAGUUGAGGGUGUGCCACUGUCCAGGGUCUCCUGUGUUAUACUUGGAUGUCCCUUACCAGUCUGACAGAGUCCAAUUGUCCCCUCUGUUAUUCUUCGGUGUUAACAGUUGGAGGGGGGUGUCCCUACACAGUCUGACACUAUUCCAUCAGUGCUGUCAGAAUCUCAUGUGUUAAUACUGGGUGUUACCAGUUGGGGGCGUGUCUCUGCUCAGUCUGACAUGGUCCAAUCAGCGCAUCCAGUUUCUUCUCUGUUAAAUACUGGGUGUUACCAGUCGAGGGCGUGUCCCUGACUAGUCUCACACAGUCCAGUUGUAUUUCUUAUUAUUCCUGGGGGUUACCAGUUGGAUAGUUGGGGCGGGGGAAUUCUCUGCACAGUCUGAAACUAUCCAGUCAGUGCAUCCAGUGUCUAAGCUGUUAUUCCUGGGAGUUACCAGCUUGGGGCGUGUCCCUGGAGGGGGGUGUCCGUACAUAGUCAGACACUGUCUAAUCAGUGCAUCCAGUGUGUGUCUAUGGAGAUUUAUACCUCUUUGACAAGUGGAAUGGUAACACCCAGUUAUUUAUCAAUUUAUUCAUACAUUUCUAGGAGGAAUAAGAGAGAAACAGCUCUUCCCAGAGCUCUAAGAAAAGCCGUUAUUAUUAUAGUAUGUAGAAUGCAAGUAUUUACUAGAAGGGAGAAGCGUCAGGAGAGACGACAGCUCCUCUUUAAAUAUAUGUAUAAAUAGAAUAAAAAUGAAUAUGGCGAGAUAAAGGAGAAAUGAUCUGCAGGACCGUAGUGGAGCGACACUCUGCAAAUUCCUGUUGGGACGAAUCCAUCGAAGAAGACUAUCACGGAGCGGAUUUUCUGUCACCUGAAGAAAUAUUACAAUCGUAGUGACUCGUGCUGACCAAAGCCAGGCAGAAGGAAUAAUACGAAGAGGAUCCGUGUACAGUAUAUCUUUAUACUCCUUCUGCAAUUCUGCAUUUUUCUUCAUUUAAGGAAUUAAAAUGUAUUGACCCAAA